AUGGACAGACAAACUGAUAGCCAAUGCGAGCAAACCAUAACCAAGGGAUGCACACAUCGGACCAACUUUACAAACCAGGAGUUGGAUAGAGUCAGGGAUUGGAUUCAACGCAAAUAUAUGACCGAAGCUUUUAUUAAGCCAAACAUUACUCCCUGUCGUCGACUAUAUGUCCGCAAAGACUUCAAAUGUAUGACCGAAGGGGAAAGGAUGGCAUUCAUACGGGCCGUACGGCAGGUAUACCUGAAUGGUGUGAUGGAUAGGUUGGCGGACAUACAUGUGGGCUAUUGGGGGGCAAUACAUAAAACGGCUGAAUUGAUACCUUCUCAUAGAGUAUUGCUAAAUGAAUUGGAAAAGGAGUUAAUGAAAGUGGACCCCAGCGUUACGCUUCCCUAUUGGGUUUAG
Medioppia subpectinata is the source of this 402-nucleotide messenger RNA. The record is from the annotation of a GenBank genome assembly. NCBI's taxonomy places the organism in Eukaryota, Metazoa, Arthropoda, Arachnida, Sarcoptiformes, Oppiidae.